Molecule: messenger RNA, 1974 nt
Organism: Chelmon rostratus (copperband butterflyfish)
Lineage: Eukaryota; Metazoa; Chordata; Actinopteri; Chaetodontiformes; Chaetodontidae
Product: protein mono-ADP-ribosyltransferase PARP6-like
Exons: 22
Coding region: 1-1974 (657 amino acids)
Biological process (GO): endoplasmic reticulum unfolded protein response
Cellular component (GO): membrane; intracellular anatomical structure; nuclear envelope
Molecular function (GO): protein serine/threonine kinase activator activity; kinase binding; NAD+ poly-ADP-ribosyltransferase activity
Source: RefSeq, a predicted model, not a curated record
AUGGGCUUAAAGCCCCAGGAGCUGCAGGUCUCAUCCUCAUCCUCUCCUCUGUCUGGACCAGGUUCAGCUGAUCAGGCUGAGACUGAGCGUGAGCAGUGGACAGACAGCCAAACUGAUGAGGACAGUGACACAGAGGACACCCUGUGUGGAAUCAAUGAGAGCGGUGCCGCUGACCCGUAUCACCACCCCCAGCUGGACUCUGACAUAGAGGCAGUCAGGACUUUGUAUUCAGACUCUGUCGUCUCUAUCAGGGAGUAUGGGUCAAUUGAUGAUGUGGAUGUUGACCUAAACAUAAAUGCCAACUUUUUGAAUGAGGAAGUGGCCAAGGCCUGGAGGAUGAAUCCAUCGGAGCCCAUUGUUAUCCGUCUGCACUUCUCUCUGUCUCAGUAUCUGGACGGACCUGCACCUUCAGUUGAAGUCUUUCAACCAUCCAACACUGAUAACUUUAGCCUUGGGAAACAGCUACAGAAUAUUCUCACAGUCUUCUUGUCUCGGGAAUGGAAACAUCUGACCAACGAGAACGUCGUAAACCAACAGAAGAGGCGGCAAAGCUGGUUCAGGCCGAGUGGAACCAUCAAGAAAGUUCGUGCGAGACUCAGCAUCUGGCUCCCCCUACCAAAGACCGACGGACUCCAGGAACCUGCCGUGAAAGAAAGGAUCAUUUUACCAGCAAUGAAGCUGAACCGUUUCACGAAUCACACGACUUCCUACACCAUCAAGAAUCCAACAGGAGAGCUCUUCACCUACACUCCCAGCGGAAAGAGGGUGGUGGUGUCAGCGGUGAAGUCAACAGCGCAGCUUAGUACCAAACAGCUGAUAGAGCUGCUUUUUUCCUCUCAGGCCAUCGGGCACUGCAAGACCACCCCGACUCUGCAGCACGGCUUCUUGGUGCAGGUAAUGAGGUACGCUGAGCAGAGACUCCCCACGCUGAAUGAAUACUGUGUCGUCUGUGAUGAGCGACACGUGUUUGAGAAUGGCCCGAUGUUGAAGCCAGCAGUUUGCACCAGGGAGCUGUGUGUGUUUUCCUUUUAUACACUGGGGGUUAUGUCUGGAGCUACAGAAGAGGUUGCCACAGGCGCAGAGGUAGUGGACCUGCUGGUGGCCAUGUGCAGAGCUGCCCUUGAGUCUUCACGCAAGAGCAUCAUAUUUGAACCGUACCCUUCUGUUGUUGAUCCGUGCAACCCCAAAACCCUGGCCUUUAGUCCAAAGCGAAAGAGCUACGACAGGCUGCAGAAAGCUCUGGAUAGUGUCUUGUUGGUCCGGAGGAUGGCACAGGGUCCAUAUUCUGAAAUAAAGAAGCAGAUGGACAAGAUAGACCCUCUCGCUCAUCCCUUGCUGCAGUGGAUAUUAGCAAGCAACAGAUCACACAUUGUCAAGCUUCCACUGAACAGGCAACUUCAGUUCAUGCACACGCCCCAUCAGUUCCUGCUGGUCAGCAGCCCACCGUCCAAAGAGGCUCGUUUUCAAACUGCCAGGAAACUUUAUGGCAGCACCUUCGCUUUCCACGGUUCCCACAUUGAAAACUGGCACUCUAUUUUGAGAAAUGGGCUGGUUAACGCCUCUUAUACAAAAUUGCAGCUUCAUGGGGCCGCAUACGGGAAAGGCAUCUAUCUGAGUCCCAUUUCAAGCAUAUCAUUUGGAUAUUCAGAGAUGGGUAAAGGGCGACACCAGAUACCCACAAAAGAAGAACUCAUAAAGAAACACAGCCAAACAAACAGACUCAAACAGGAACAGCCGGGUCAUGCCAGGUUUCUGCAAAGCAGGAACUUGAACUGCAUUGCUCUCUGUGAAGUGAUAACUUCAAAGGACCUUCAAAAACAUGGGAACAUUUGGGUGUGUCCGAUAUCUGACCAUGUGUGCACACGUUUCCUCUUUGUGUAUGAGGACGGCCAGGUGGGAGACGUCCACAUCAACACUCAGGAAGCCAAGAUCCACAGGGAAAUUUUACAAGUAAUUGCUUCAAAGCUGUGCUGA